Messenger RNA from Closterium sp. Naga37s-1, 741 nucleotides. The record is from the annotation of a GenBank genome assembly. Lineage: Eukaryota; Viridiplantae; Streptophyta; Zygnematophyceae; Desmidiales; Closteriaceae.
AUGGCUACAGUGAUCUCCAAUCUCUUGUCGAAUUCCGUUCUGCUGCGGCGUUCGCGUGCAGUGGGGAGUUCCAUGUUGGGCGACGUGAGCAGAUAUCCCAAGGACAUGCUCGAGCUGUUGAUCAUGCCGCUCAUCGCGCAGCAGAUCCCCGGCUUCAACGCCACAUUCUCCGUGCAGGACACAGCGUGCUACGGGGGUCCCACAGUGAUCCCGGUCAUCCCCCUGUCCUGCGACCCGCUCACCAUCCCCGCCACCUGCCCGCCCGGUGCGGUCAACAUGACGGCCGCCAAGGGCGUGUCGGGCCGCCCCCUCGACCCGGCCAUCUGCACUGACUUCCCCUACUCCAAUGCCACCCGGCCCUUCCCUGAGUCUUUUGACGUCUUCACUCCUUACCCCUACACUCCUACUCCUUUGCUCCCCGCUCCUGUUCCUGUUCCCGUGCCUGCCUCUCCUGCCCCUGCCCUUUCUCCACCUACCUCCUCCCCGCCGGCACCCAUUACUGGUGCUCCUCCCCCAAGCGCCGUGUCUCCGUCUCCCCCAUCUGCGUCUCCUCCUCCCGCAGCCCCCAGCCUCUCCGCUCCUCCCCCAAGCGUCGUGUCUCUAUCUCCCCCAUCUGCCUCUCCUCCUCCCGCUGGCCCCAGCCCCCCUCCUCCUCCCCCCAAGGCUGCUGGGGCUGACGGACUCUCUCUCGCUGCUGCGGUCCUGCCACUGCUGGCAGUUGUGCUGAUGGGGGGUGUAUAA